Molecule: messenger RNA, 1415 nt
Organism: Dioscorea cayenensis subsp. rotundata (Guinea yam)
Lineage: Eukaryota; Viridiplantae; Streptophyta; Magnoliopsida; Dioscoreales; Dioscoreaceae
Product: cytochrome b561 and DOMON domain-containing protein At4g12980-like
Exons: 3
Coding region: 131-1228 (365 amino acids)
Source: RefSeq, a predicted model, not a curated record
CUCCUUCCAUAAAUACAAAAUAUAAAAAACACUCCCUCCUCAAGUCUCCCUAUAAAAAUACAAGAAAGACCCAUUCACCCACAACACCCCCUACCUUGAACCUUCAACAACCACCUCCACCAUCACUCCAAUGGCAUCUUCUCAAAACUUCAUCUUCAUCCUCUCACUUCUCUUUCUCCCCUCACUAUCCAUGCCCUCCUGCAACACCUUCUCCUUGUCCUCAAACCGCCUUUUCGACUUUUGCAGAGACCUGCCAAGUCUCUCCUCCUCCCUUCACUGGACCUACAACGCUGCCAACUCCACCCUUUCCAUAGCCUUCACCGCCACUCCAGCCUCCCCCAAUGGCUGGAUAUCAUGGGGAAUUAAUCCUACCUCCACUGGCAUGAGAGGCACUCAAGCUUUGCUUGCUUUCCACCGCCCGGACGGUAGCCUCACCGUCGAAACCUUCAAUAUUGCUGCAUACUACCCGGUCUUACCGUUACCGAUAAUGUUUGAGACGUGGGGGCUUGAGGCUGAGUAUGUUGGCGGAGAAAUGCAGAUGUUUGCGACGGUGAAGCUGCUGCAAGGGAUGACAGAGCUCAACCAGGUCUGGCAGGUGGGAACUUCUGUCACCAGUGGUGUUCCUGAUAAACAUGAGUUUGGCCCUCAGAACCUCAAUUCUAUGGCUAAAUUAGAUGUGGUCACUGCAUUGGUUUCUGCAAAUGCUGACUCUACACUCAGUGAAAAAAAUAUACAUGGAGUACUAAAUGCUGUGAGUUGGGGAAUUCUACUUCCAAUUGGAGCUAUGAUUGCAAGGUUCUUGAAGGCAUUCAGGCCUAAAGAUACAUCCUGGUUUCACCUCCAUGUUUCAUGCCAACUCAUUGGUUAUGCUGUUGGAGUCACUGGCUGGGCCACCGGUCUCAGCCUCGGCAGCAAGUCUAAGAGGGUAGAGUACACAACUCACAGGAACCUCGGCAUCACUCUCUUCUCCCUUGCCACCUUGCAAGUGUUUGGAUUGUUUGUGAGACCAAGAAAGGAGCACAAAAUUAGAUCAUGUUGGAAUGUUUAUCAUCACGGUGUAGGUUAUGCAGUUAUUAUCAUGGGUAUCAUCAAUGUGUUUGAAGGCAUUUCAAUCCUGCAACCUGAUAAAAAAUGGGUACAUGUUUAUAUUAUUGUUAUAUGUGGCUUGGGUCUCAUUGCAUUGUUCUUGGAAAUCACAAGCUGGAUUGUGGCUGGGAGGAGGAUUUGAGAUGCUAUGUCGAUAGCGUCGCCCCCGGCCCGCCGGAGAUGGACAAGGACACCGUCAGUAACAUCAGUACUUUUAAGAUUGGACAAUGCUUAGUCUUGGGUUUUUUUUGCUUACAAGUUUAUUUUCUAUGAUUGAUUAACUUCUUGAUUGUAUACAUGAGUUUGCUAUUUGUAUAUAUAUUAUAAGG